This is a messenger RNA of Thermothielavioides terrestris NRRL 8126, 1405 nucleotides long. RefSeq lists its product as uncharacterized. The coding region runs from base 340 to 1317 and encodes 325 amino acids. The record is from RefSeq and is a predicted model, not a curated record. The transcript has a single exon. NCBI's taxonomy places the organism in Eukaryota, Fungi, Ascomycota, Sordariomycetes, Sordariales, Chaetomiaceae.
GCUUCGGCUGCAGUGUGAGAGCGAGAAAGCAGGGCCGGACGUACGCCCACUCCGAGGUCACCAGCACGUCUUUUGUUCACUUCCCGGCCAGAGCUAAACGGAGGUCGACCCUCGCCUCGUUGGCAAUUCCAGCCGCAAACGGAAAUCGCAACAAAGAGCUGUCAUUCCGGCCAACGAGAGGGAUUCUCAUUCAUCAUCGGCUGAUUCAUUCAUUCCCCCUGUGUAUAUCAACCACAAGCGCCUCAAACUACCGCCCGCCUUGACACCUCAACUCAUUGCUUUCUCACACGCCUGCUCCCUUCGCCCAGUUGACCGAGCAUAAUUAUUCUCUCAUUGAACAUGGAUAACUCCAACCCCGAUGAGAUCGAUCUCUCCGACUCGGACUUCUACGCCGACUCGCCUCCCAACGACGAGUAUGAAGUCGCCCAGGAUCCCGCCCUCGCCGCUACCCUAGGCUUUUCCAGCUUCGGCGCGCAGGACGACUCCCGCCCCACGAAAAGACGGCGCUUCAACCCGCAAUCUGACAACGCCGUCGUCGCCAGCACCAGCACCGCCUCAUCCUCGGCUGGUCCCCUCACAGCGCAGCGAGCCCAGCUCCGCACCAGACCCAAACCCCCCGCCACCACCACUACCACCACAGACGAAAUCGACUACUCCGACAGUGACGACGACGACGACGCCAACGGCACGAACACCAACGCCAACGACAACGCCGACUCCGACUCCGAUUUCGAGCUCGACCUCAACGAGGCAGACGACGACGACGACGAGGAUGAAUACGCGCGGCCCUCUUCCGCCUCCCGCUCAGGCAAAAGCACCCCCGCCGCCGCAACCGCGACACCACCCGCACCGCCAAAAUCCCAAGCCGGCAGCAACCCAUCCACCACCGGCACCAAACCCGCCGCCCCUGGCACCAGCGCAGCCACCACCACCACCACCACCGCCAACGCCCACAGCACCAGCGGGACCAGCGGCAGCGGCAGCGGACGCGCCGGGGCAACACCCUGGUACGUCAACUACUACGACGCAAGCAGCAACGAGAACCCGUGGGAGGGCAUGGAGAAGUACAAGGGCCUGGCGCCGGUCGGGACAUGGCUGCCUUCGUACUGGGCUUCGAGCGCCGCUGCCGCCGCUUCUGCUUCUGCCUCUGCCUCUGCCUCUGCCUCUGCCUCUGCCUCUGCCACUGCCUCCGGUGCCGGUCCCGGUACCGGCUCUGGCGAUGGCGAUGGCGAUGGGAAUGGUGAUGCAGCUGUGGCGGUAGCUGGCAGUGCCAGUGUCGGUGGCCGUGGUGAGGAUCUUGUCGCCACAGCUGGCUGAGCCACACCGUUCGUGCCUUGUUCACGGAGGUCUAUGGCUAGCUAGCAGCCGCUGACACAGCCCGCCCUUGCCUCACGCCCACUUCACU